AUCGAGUCACAGUCAACAGGCGGCGACAGCAUCGAACCCGAAGCGGAUCAUCCAGCGCAGUUUCCUCAACAAUAUUGCAUUUCAUUUCUGUUUGCAGUUCCAUAAAUUAGACAAUUCCGUUCAAAAAAAAAAAACGUUUUCGCGCUCAAAUUUCGCCGCAGUCGCUAUUUGUUUAGCUAGAACAUUAUUCUCGUACUCCUCUGGGUUUUAGCUCAAGAAAUCGAACAAAAUGAUGAAGUUUGUGCAAAUUCUCGUGUGCUACGGCCUGCUGCUGACCAUGUUUUUUGCCCUGAACGAGGCGCGCCCCUCCACAGCCGAGGCGGGCGCUGAUACGGAUCCAUUGGAGACACCAGACGUUGAGGAUGUGCGCGCCGCCUACGCCGGCUACGAGAUGCCCGCCCAGGCCAUAUAUCCCAACAUACCCAUGGAUCGGCUGCAGAUGCUGUUCGCACAGUACAGGCCCACUUACAGCGCAUAUCUACGCACUCCCACCUACGGCAACAUGAACGAGCUGUAUCGCUCGCCCGAGAGCAAGCGCCAGGUGAGAUACAGACAGUGCUACUUCAAUCCCAUCUCGUGCUUCAGGAAGUAAGUUUCUGGAGAGCCAUUGAACAGCAAAACCAACUAACUUAAAGAGAACAAAACAAAAACAAAAUAAAUAACAGCCCUUUUGAAAAAUUAACAUUUCAAACACGUAAACAUGAACUUGAAAUAUUAUAAAACUAGCCCAAUUCCAAUGCCAAUAUUUAGUGCGUUUAACUAAAGCUAAGACUCAAAAUUCUAUUCAAAUUGUUAAACAGCAACAACAACAACUAAAUGCUUCACAUAAAUAUAUGCUACUUAAUAAUUAUAAUAAUAAACUUUGCACAUAAAUGAGGUUUAUGUUUUUGCACAUGGUUUUCGUUUUCCUUUAAAAAACCUUUGCUUGCAUAUGGUGUGGUAAAAUAAUAUACAAUAUAUAUAUAUAUAUAUAUUUGCAUAAAUUAACAAACGUAUAUUAACAAUAUUUGUGUAACGUUGAAAUUUCCUUUUGUAAAUUAAGUGUUUCAAGCUAUUGUAUAAUACAUAUAUACCAUAUACCAUAUAUUGAAACCGAAAGGAUAAAUGAAUAGAGUCACAC
Drosophila novamexicana is the source of this 1120-nucleotide messenger RNA. RefSeq lists its product as uncharacterized. Bases 230 to 592 code for a protein of 120 amino acids. The record is from RefSeq and is a predicted model, not a curated record. NCBI's taxonomy places the organism in Eukaryota, Metazoa, Arthropoda, Insecta, Diptera, Drosophilidae. The transcript has 4 exons.